AUGCCAGCUUCCGUCACUGCCAACCAACAAGUUCCUCUACGAGUGGCACUCCAGCGACUUAGCAAAAUCAAAGCAAACAGUGGAAUUUCCAGUCGCCCAUUGGCUGUAACGUCUUUCUUGUCCGGAAAUACAGCCAUGAGUUCCUCAUCCGAGAACCCUCAGCGGGCUCCGUGGCGUGAUCUGCUUGAUUCCCAACUCAAGCAAACCCCAGGUUAUGAGUUUACAAUCGCUACAAUUGGGUAUGAUUCUCAACAGCGGCCUGUGCCACGCUUGCGAACUUGCGGUUGUCGAGGCUUUUUCCCAGAACUUGAGCUCCACCCCAAGGGCCAAGAAGCCAUGGACCAGCAGGUAGAGGGAGGGGGCAAUCCAUCAGUAUAUGAGAGCGACAUGCUUACAUUCACAACUGAUGCUCGGAUGGAAAAGCUGCCUCAGUUGGAGUCUUCGGGGCAAGCCAUCGAAGCAGUCUUUUGGCUGAAGGAUUUGAUGACUCAAUGGCGUAUUAAGGGUACUGCUUAUGCAAUUGGAAACCCGCAGGGAGAGGAUGCUGAAGAUGAAAGAACUUCCCGACAAGAAAUCAAAAAGGCUUUGAGGGCGACAAACAACGACAACAGUCUUUCAACAUGGACGUGGGAAAAAGCAGUCACGAAAUAUUUCGCAAAUCAUUCACCUGUUGCACGAGGCUCUUUCCGCAACCCCCCACCCGGGCAGCCCAAACAUCUCAAUCCAAGCAACUCGGAACUGAAGUUAGGGCAAAAGGUCACAGAUCUACAUGAUCCUGUGGUGCGUGCUAAUUUCAGGGUGGUCGUGAUUAAGCCCGAGGAGGUUGAAAGAUUGGACCUCACAGAUCAAGACAAUGGCAAGAGAUGGAACUGGAAGAUCAUCGGUAGCAAGGAUACCAGUACUUGUUGGAAUGAGACCGAGGUGUGGCCAUGA
Messenger RNA from Penicillium salamii, 933 nucleotides. The record is from the annotation of a GenBank genome assembly. NCBI's taxonomy places the organism in Eukaryota, Fungi, Ascomycota, Eurotiomycetes, Eurotiales, Aspergillaceae.